CCCAAGCAGCAAUUGAUUCACGAAACGGACGCGUCGAGCUCCUAUGCGGCGUCGUUGGCCCCCUUGGCGUGCCCCUCACUAGACCACUAGACCCUAGCCGCGGGCGCGACAAUCGCCCUUCCUGCUUCGCUAACAGUUCACGACUCGCCGCUCGGCGGACAGACAUGGCUGUGCCACACGAGCGCGCAGCACCAAAGUCGCCUCACGUCUCCGAGCCGGCUCUCGCGCCAUUCCUCCAGCCGCAAUUCGACCCCGCCGACUACCUCAACGCCGCGCUGCCCUCGCUCUCGCUAUCCUCCGUAUCCGCCAGACCGCUGAAGCAAGGCCACUCCGUCUCACUCGCGGAGCUUUCCUCCCACACACAAGACCUCCUCUCGCAGCUCAACGCGCACACUACGCGCUUAUCGACCAUACUCACACAAUUGACGGACGACAUACUGCGGAGCGGGGCCCGGCUAGCAUACGAGGUGGAAGUGCUGCGCGGCGAGACAAUCGGCCUAACCGAGACACUCACAGAAGGCCUCAAAGGAGACGUCGAGAAGUUUCUCCCCGGCGGCAUAACACUAGAAGCAAAAGAGGCGCCGGACGAAACACCAGACGCCGUGAACCAGCAUGGCGAAGAGCAGAAGCCCACAACGGCCAAAGAUGCCCCAGACUCCACAACCCCCGACUACAUCACCCAACUCCACACCCUGACCCUCGUGCGCUCCCGCCUCGAAACCGUUAUAAAAGUCUUCGGCGAAGCCAUGCACUGGACCAUCCCUCCCUCCGAAAUCUCCCUCACAUCCUCCCUCAUCAGCGUGUCUGCCCCCGAGCCUGGGACCGACGCCUCUUCGCGAGAACAAAAGGGCAAGGAGUUCGCCGCCUCGCUGCGCUCCGAGAUAUCUGAUCUGAUAACGGGCGAUCCGGAGUCUGGUGCUGCGGCGGCGGGGGUUAGGAUACAAGCGCUGAGGGAUCUGGCGCAGGUAUGGAAAGGGACUGCAGAGGAGAAGGCGAGAAGUAAGUUUAUAGAGGGGUUAGCGAGGCUGGCGGAGGAGAAGCAGAGGGAUGUGGAGAAGGAAAAGGAAAGGAGGCAGCCGAGGGUGGGGAGAAGUGGGAGCGUGCCGAAACCGCAGCCGCCGCCAAUGCAGCAGCAGCGGAGUGGUGGAUUCUUGGACAACUUACAGAGAAUACGCGGGAACUUUUAGAGUGCAAUAUACCCGUGUGUUAAUGCUGCACCGUGGAAAAGCCCUGAGCUGAUACAAGUCACGUGAGGACGCGUUGUGCUCGUGAUAGCAAGCCGAA
Messenger RNA from Trematosphaeria pertusa, 1284 nucleotides. RefSeq lists its product as uncharacterized. Bases 165 to 1187 code for a protein of 340 amino acids. The record is from RefSeq and is a predicted model, not a curated record. The transcript has a single exon. NCBI's taxonomy places the organism in Eukaryota, Fungi, Ascomycota, Dothideomycetes, Pleosporales, Trematosphaeriaceae.